UAAGGUGACCUUCACGGGCAGUGUGGCAGCAACCAGCUGCUCGGAUCCGCCUAAACUUGUUUUUGUAUGUUGAAAGGGUUUUGUAAUCCACUUCCUGGGCUAGAGAAAAAAAGAACAAUGGCUACCGAGAGCGCUCCCUCAGAGAUUAUAGAAAGAGAACGGAAGAAGUUACUGAAAGUCCUCCAGCAAGAUCUGGAUUCUGUCUUAGAUUCACUCACCUCUCGGGGGCUAAUUUCUGAGGAUGAGUAUGAGAUGCUGGAGGAUAUCACAGAUCCCCUGAAGAAAAGUCGAAAGUUGUUAAUUUUGGUACAGAAAAAAGGAGAAGUCAGUUGUCAGCAUUUUCUCAAAUGUUUACGUAGUACUUUUCCAGAGUCAGCAACCACUUGGGGCUUAAGGCACGAAUUUUUUAAACAUGAGAGUACAGAACCUCUUCAAUCUGUGGGUAUGAGCAAGAAUCCAGAAGAGCCAUUUUCCCCGGGAGAGAAACAGCCUGAGAAUUCUGAGCUCACAGAAUUCUUUCCCUUCACAGAGAAAGAGCACUUGGAUUUGGAAACCUCUGAGAAGUUCAUGGACAAGAAAACUAGUUAUGGGGAAACAGCUUGGUCCUCGAGGGCAUGUGCGAAGGACCACACACCAACACUCCCAUUGCCACACUCAGGAGAGAACAUUGAAUAUAAAGUUUCUGAAGCUAUUUAUUUACAGGACGGACACAGAUACGAUCAGAUCGAUGAUUCUUUAUACUUAGGAGAUGAGGACUACCUAGAAUCAGUCACGUACUCUGAAGAUGUAGAAAGAGUGGAAGAGGAGGAUCCUAGCGACCCAGAGUACCUGGUCUAUGAUGGCGAAGGGGAGCCUGCGUAUUCAGAAACCACGGAGUUCUCUGGAGAAGAACAGAGUUACGAGGAGUCAGAAACGGGUGUGUCGUUGGAGGAAGAGGAGGAGCAGAGUGUGGAAGAAAGAAAAAAGGUCUUUAAAGACGUCCUGUCGUGUCUGAACAUGGAUAGGAGCAGAAAGCUUUGGCCAGAAGCUGUUAGACAGUUCUCCUUGGACCGAGGGUGUCAGUGGGCGCCCGAGGCUCCGGGAGACUUGGCCUGGAACUUCCUGAUGAAAGUUCAAGCACUGGACGUGACGGCUCGAGACGCGGCCCUUCCGCUGUGCGAGGAGCGCCGAGGGGAGCUGCCUGCAGGCCCGGAGGACGCAGAUGCCGAGUGCGCGCGCGCCAUCCAUCCCCUGGACGCGCUCUGCGCCGCCGUGCUGUGCUCAGACAGCACUUUGCAACGCCAGGUCCUGGCGAACAUGUAUCGAUGCCAGUUCGCCCUUCCUCUGCUGCUGCCAGAUGCGGAGAACAACAAGAGCAUUUUAAUGCUGGCAGCCAUGAGAGACAUAGUGGAGCAGCAGCCAGCGCGGGCUUUAGGAGGGCCUGCAGGGGCAACAGAAAAGUUCCUGACGCUCCUGAAGGUGCCCGUCCUCGCUUUCGUGCGUCUCGGAGACUGUAGCUUCUCCAAGUCCAGGAUCCUCAACGCGCUGCUCAGCCCCGGGCGGCCGGAAUCCCGUGCAGUCUUCCUCCACCGCGAACGGGCCGUGCCGGGGCCUCCCCGCAGGAUCUCCGACGGCCUGGUGGAGAUAGCGUGGUGCUUUCCUGAUCGCGGUCUGUGGGAGAACGCUCACCUUUUCCAAGAGCCCGUUGCCCUGGCCAACCUUCGUGGAGAUCUCGAAAGGUUUUGGAUGCAAUUUGGCUUCUUGAUGGAAAUUUCCUCGGCUGUAUUCUUUUUCACUGACUGCCUAGGUGAAAAGGAAUGGGACCUGCUCAUGUUUUUAGGAGAAGCUGCCAUCAAAAAAUGCUACUUUGUCCUCAGUCCCCAGGCCAGGGAGAGCGAAGAGGCUCAGAUUUUCCAGAGGAUUCUGAAGUUGAAGCCAUCACAGCUACUGUUUUGGGAGGAGGAGGAAGGUGGAGAGGAAGGGAGGAACAUAAAGAGCCUCCAAGCUGCCCUCCAAGAAGUGAUGUCCUCUUCGCUCCAGCGUGUGUCCGUGGAGGACAUGGGCUCCCUGGCCAGGGAGCUGGGGAUCCAGAUAGACCAAGACUUUGAGAACGCCAAAGGAAUUCAAGUUGCUCCUAGUGAAAACUUGGCUGGAAGCACUGAAGAUGAGGGACCACAAAGACACAGUCAGCAAGAAAGCUCAUCCGAAAGCCCAGCUGAGCGGCCGGCGAAAGAGGCAGGAGCUGGAGGGGAGGCCAGCCCGGCUCCUGAGCACGGCCACCUCACCCCAGGGGUCAGGCCUCCCCUGCAGAACUCCUGCCUUCUCCCCAUCAUAGUGGGAGGCCAUGUCAACCGUGUUCCCUUGAGAGCUCCCUGGCUUAUGGGCUCCCACUCUGGGUCAGGGCAGAAGUCUAGGUGGGUCCGUCCUCCACCCUUUCAGAAUUCGUGGGUCCAUAGUCAAGGUAAAAGUUUUAAGGCCCAGUACUUCCAACCCCAGAGAUUUUGUUCAGGUGAAAGGUUUAUGAAAUUUCCGAGACCUCCUUGGGGACAGCACGUGUAUGGACUAUUUGGCAGACCACCAAGACCUUUUAACCCAUGUGUACAGCCCUGGCCUUGCAGACCACAGACAAUGGGAGCUUGUGAAAGGCCUGCCGCAGCGGUCUCCCGGGUACCUCACCUCCAUGCCCCAGGUUUGCGGCCAGCAGGACCAUUUGGGAAGCCACAGCCUAGGCAAGCCCACCCCCGAGGACCACAGCCAACUGAGGCAACUGGAAAGCCUACGAGGACAACAUCCCAUCCUGUGAAUCCUCACUUGCAAGCCUGUGGACCAGCAGGAGUCAUACAAAGACCUGUAAGACCCGCCCUUCAGCAAGGAUUCAAGCUGAAGGCACAAGGCAGGCCUCUAGAUCCAACUGGCCGAAUGGGGUUCCAUCCCAUGUCCAACAACAAAUUUUCCCCCAGCUCUCCAAUCAGUCAGGCCAAGCCACCCCAGCACCAGCACCCCCAGCCCAAACCCUCCCAACCUACGUCCUCUCAACCCAAACCCGCUCAGACAAAACCCACGCAGCACCAGCCCUCCCAACCCACAUCCUCUCCAACCAAACCCACCCAGCACCAGCCCUCCCAACCCAAGUCCUCCCCGUCCAAACCCACUCAACACCAGCCGCGCCAACCCCAGUCCUCCCCGUCCAAACCCACUCAGCACCAGCCGCGCCAACCCCAGUCCUCCCAGUCUAGGCCUCAGCCCAGACCUACUCAACCCAAGACAUCGCAAACCAGCCAUCCACAGGCGAGGGCGUCCUACGCUAGAGCAGGGCCCAAGAGGAGUGGAAAGCAUUAAAAGGCUUCCUCUAGAGACCUGUGGAACUACCUUUAGCCAGGCCAUUCUGAUCAUAAAGCAGCAACUCGAGGGAGAGUGGCAGUGAUCAUAAGAGACUGGUAUCCUUGGUGUGACUCAGAGAAACAGAUGUACACAACCCACUUGGAUAUCAUUGAACUAUCUGUAAAGAUUGUGUCCCUAACAAAGAGGGGAAAUAUGAAAAGAAUGAAGACCAGAAUCAAGCAGUAAAUAAUAAGUUAAUUGAGUCCAACCUCGAGUGUUAGGUAAUAUAUAGCCACCGUCCCAGGAGUGGGGGCUGUGAGGCAGCCCCACUUGGGGAAAAAUAGGGCUGGAGUCUCUAACUGUGAAGUGAUCAUAAACUAGGGCUCAGGUUGUCUCGCUGUUGCCAACGAGAUUGCCUUAGUUGUUGGCUGCUCCAGAGAUGUCUCAGUCAAACUUCUUCGUUGAACAUCAGCUGCUCAGUGGGUGAUCCUGUUUGUCUGGAAUAAUCAGUUUGCUUCUAAUAACAGCCCCAAUUUUCUUAGAUAAUAAAAUUCUCAUUUGACCCUUACAUAUAAAAAUAAUGAACU
This is a messenger RNA of Pteronotus mesoamericanus, 3887 nucleotides long. It is a transcript of the gene CARD6, whose product is annotated as caspase recruitment domain family member 6. The transcript has 3 exons. The coding region runs from base 67 to 3318 and encodes 1083 amino acids. NCBI's taxonomy places the organism in Eukaryota, Metazoa, Chordata, Mammalia, Chiroptera, Mormoopidae. The record is from RefSeq and is a predicted model, not a curated record. Gene Ontology annotation, biological process: regulation of apoptotic process.